Spirodela intermedia is the source of this 4116-nucleotide messenger RNA. NCBI's taxonomy places the organism in Eukaryota, Viridiplantae, Streptophyta, Magnoliopsida, Alismatales, Araceae. The record is from the annotation of a GenBank genome assembly.
AUGCAUUCUCCCAAGGAAUCUUCGGGGUUGAACUCCUCUGAAGCUCCCGGCGCCAUGGACAGCCCUCCCAACCCAUUUCUCAGUGGGCCACUGAGCAGCGCGGUGCUCACAGGCGAUGCUCAUCUGCCCUACCCUGCGAUCUCAAUAGCUUUGGGCCUCUCCACUGCUCUGCAAAUUGGAGAGGCGUCAGCGACGGCGGCGCCAAUGGUUGAAGGUGGCGGUAGUGUUAGCAGGACGGUGAAGAAGAAGAGAGGAAGGCCGCGGAAGUAUGGACGUGAUGAUGGGAGCAUUCAGUUGGGGUGGAACCCCGCCAUGGCAGCGAUCUCUGAAUUUUUGGGGUCCCCCUCGUCGGAGCCGCCAAUGCCCAGGAGGCGGGGCCGCCCACCUGGCACUGGGAAGAACCAGAGACUUGCUGCAAUGGGUAAGAAUUGCCUUUUAUGUUUGAUCAUUCAUAACUACUAAGGCCCAGCUAGUGAAGGGAUUUCUAUCGGAAGCUUAUUAUUAUCUAUGAUAGUAAUUUAAUACAGCAUAACAACUCGGGGAAGUCAACAGAAGAUGGCUUCAGCGUGAUAUCUGAUAGUUUUAGCCUUCUUUUUAUGGCCCCUGAAAGAGAGCUGUUUCAAUGAACCACGAACAAGCUAAUUUUUGCUGCAAAAUAGUGAACCAGAUUUCCAAAAAUAUAUUAAUUGUUUUCAUCUCGGACUAUCUUCGCACUCUCAAAUUGUGUCCAUAAUUGGAGAAUUUUUUUAUGAUAUACCAAGCAUAUCUUAAUGGAAGUUCUUAGCUUCCAAUAUAUGUUUAAUACUAGAUAUUUCUUUAACUUCAGAUACAAUGGAAAUAAGGGCUUAAUAUACUACCCGUAAGUUAAAUUAUUUUUUCUUAUUUAAUUAUUUAUUAUAUAAAUUAAUAUUUUUCUUUCUAACCUCUUACUUGUAUUAUGUUGUCUUCUUUUAAUUCUUCUCCCUUCAUAUGAUAUAGUAAAUUCAAUUUUGAAACCUCUCUAGGAUUACCAUAUUUUGUAUUUCGAUUCAUUCUUCCAUGUUUGGGAGAAAGUUAUUGAUACAUACAACCUUUAGAGGAUCUUUAUCUUACGUGCAAUUGUAUUCCAUUCAUUUUAAUGAGUGUGAGAUGAUGCUCUUAUAUGUAUUUAUGAAGCAAUAAUCAUUAUGAUUUCUUUUAAAAUAUAAUAUUGUUUUUAUUUCAAAUGUUUUCUGAAUUUCAUUCUUGUUCUUAUAUACAUAAAUAUGAAAAAAAAUUCAUGUAAAUAUUCCCUAAAUUUUGUGGAAUCUACUAUAGCUUGGCAUUUAACAGGAUCUCAAAGGGCUGCUUUUCACCCACACAUUAUCACUGUCAACCCUGGGGAGGUUAGUAAUCUUAUUUUACAUCCUUAAAUAUCAUUUUAUUCAUGAAUAUUUAUUGAUAUUAUAAUAAUGUUAUUCUCCUUUUGUUGGUGUUUAUCAUGUUCCCUUGUGACUUUUGAAAUGCCAUAAUAGCAUGUUUGAUAAUAAAUGAGCAAUAGAAUUGAUUUUAUAAACUAUGACUAAACAUGGCAAAGGAUGAGCCUUGAUUCUACAAAUUUAUUAUCUUCUAGUUCCUUCAAUAAUAUUUUCUCAUUUUUCACUGAACUGAAAUCACGUGGUUGGAUUUUAUUUCUUUGACCCUCAAGUUAUUCCAUUUUUUCCAAAUUCAGCAUUAUGCUAUUUCUAGUUGUGACCUGCUUCUAGAAUCUUUAGUAGUUAUUUUUAAUUUGAUGUUAAUUACGGUCUUGGGGGCUUUAAAUUUUUCAAUGCUCUACAGCUAAAUUUCCUAGUCCAUAUUAUCUCUUGGCAGGAUGUGACAUCAAAGAUCAUGAGUUUUUGUCAACAAUGCCCAACGAAUGUCUGCAUCAUUUCUGCUAGAGGCUCUCUUUGCAGUAUCACCCUUUGUAAGCCUGAGCCAUAUGAUGGAGUUUUGACUUAUGAGGUUAGCAAAUGAAAUUACUUGUGCAGUCUUUUCAGAAAAACAAUAAAUGAAUAGUUCUUAUUAAGGAAAUCAUUUAAUUUUUUUAUUAUAUAUAUUUUUAAUGAUUUACAACAUGUACGUUCAGAAUAGAUGGUCUGAUAUUUGCAAGUAUGUUUUAUUCCAUUUAUCCCAAAACUGUUUUAUUUAAAUAUCUACUACAAUUGAUACUAAGACCACUUUUUAUUUGAAUUUUUAGAUAAAUUUAAAAAAUAAUCCUAAAACAUCCUUUGUGUAAAAUCAACAUACUCAAUCUAUAUCGUUAAAUUUGGAUAAGAAUUAGGAGCUUUUGUGCAAGUCUCAAGGGGACUAUUCAGCCACUUUUAGAAUGACCUAUCCAAGAAUCUAGGCCAGACCUUGCUAAAUUAUCCAAAUUGGCUUCCAUGAAGCCUUCCUAUAGCUUUGUGGAAGAUUUGUGUUCAUUAAUGUUAAGAAAUAUGCCCCUUUGAGUUUUUAUUUUGGAUUAAUAUGUGUUAAACCCAAGCUUGUAAGGGCGUUUUAAGGGUUUUUCCUAGUUAUGUACCCAUAUUUUUUGUCUAUCAAACUCUCCUUCAUUAUUGUCUCGUGCUCUUAUUUUUCCCAUCAUAAACAAGCAUGAGCAAAGGAUGAAGAUGGAAUUACAAGACUCUCAUAAAAUAUUUGAAAAAAUGUGUAAUAAGGAAAAAUAGUGCACAUCCACUUCCAAAAAUAAAAUAUCAGGAGUAACUAGAGAGGUGUUUGUGUUGAUCAAUUUAUGUCUAUUUUUUCUUUACUUCAUUACUAUAAAUGCAAGAAGUUAUUAAAUGACUGGAAAUUUUUCCAAUUGGAUAUCUACAAGGGAUCUAUUUGAAUAGAAAGAGGGCCUAACGUGCUUGUUCAUGUCCCUAUAUUUCCUCUUAAACUAUAAAAGAAAACAUGCAUGAAAUCCUUUAAUUUGCCCAUUUACCAUAUCAACAUUCUGAUUUGGAGAAAGGAGCUAAAAAUUAGAUAGAUGGGCAUGAGUGGUAAGAAAAGGUAUGGGGUUAGUAGCAUUCUGCCACCUAGCUUUCUAAGGAUUUUGCGUUGCCCCCUCCUUUCCCCACAAAAAAAAAAUUGAAUUUUCCUCAAGUUGGUUCAUUUAAUGGGUAGGUUUUAAAAAAUGAUUUCAUGCAUUAUUUGCAUGCAUAAUUACAGCUUUAUAGGAGAUGAAUACCACAUAUUGCUGCCAUAGGAGACAUUAAGAAUAUAAGCACAGCCAAAAUUUUAUUUUAAUUUAUUAGAUGGAUUAAUUAGUGAGCCCAUGUGUGGGGAACCAUUUUUAGUAAAUGAUUAUGUAAUACUCGAUGAUCUCCCCUAGACCUCAUAAAAUGUAUGAACAUAUGGGUUCAACGCAUUUUUUUAUUUUUUAUUUUCAUAUGCUUGAUAAUUUAGAAAUAGCUCUCACUAUCAUGAGCAUAGUAGCUCAUAUUAUUAUGGAUGGAUUAAUUAGUGAAUAUGAUAAAGUCUCAUUAAUCUUCUUCAGCGUAGAUUUAUUUUAUUUUUUAAUAUUUUUUAUUCAUCAUAAACUAGAAGCGUCUGAUUUUCAUGAACAAUAUUUUGUCCACUUUUUGUUUUUUGCAGGAUCAUUUUGAGAUUCUUUCUCUGUCCGGUUCUUUCCUGCUCAAGGAGAACAGCUCCACCCGGAGCAGGACCGGCGCCCUGGCCGUGUCGGUGGCCAACCCAGAGGGACAUAUGAUCGGCGGCGCCGUCUCCGGAAUGCUCAUGGCGGCGAGCACCGUCCAGGUUCUUGUUCUUGUUCUUCUUCUUCUUCUUGUUCUUCGUGUUCUUCCUCUUCUUCUUCUUUUCUCUCCUCUUCUCUUAUCUUCUACUUCUCUCGCACAGGUUGUCGUGGCUAGCUUCAUGGUGGCGGGGGGGACGCAGAGGCUUGCUACGGCUAAGCGGGUGAGGCGGGCGAAGCCUCCGGCGUCUCCGGCGUCUCCGGCGUCUCCGGCGUCUCCGGCUUCUCCGGCGAGCGCCGCGUCGGACGACAGCGAGAGCUCCCGCAAUGCCCAAGGCAGCCCGGUCAACGAGGAGACGUCCCCCAGCGGCGCCCCCGCUACCGGCACGCCCUCCUCCUCCACCGCUCCGUUGACCUGGCCGCCAGCCAGCCGCCUACCUUGA